Messenger RNA from Opisthorchis viverrini, 2925 nucleotides. RefSeq lists its product as hypothetical. The coding region runs from base 1 to 2697 and encodes 898 amino acids. Gene Ontology annotation, molecular function: ubiquitin binding. Lineage: Eukaryota; Metazoa; Platyhelminthes; Trematoda; Opisthorchiida; Opisthorchiidae. Gene Ontology annotation, biological process: double-strand break repair via homologous recombination; protein deubiquitination. The transcript is spliced from 22 exons. The record is from RefSeq and is a predicted model, not a curated record.
AUGUGCUUCCUGCCCAAUUGUAUUUAUCACACUCUCUCCCUUCCUGACGCUCUUGUUACUUGCGGCAUAACGCCAAACCAAUGUGCAAUUUUCGGCAUGGUGAAUCGGAAGAAAAUUCAGCUGUCCUUUUUCAUGCGUGAUGAAGUUGAACCGAGGAAUCGGUCGGGUGUGAAUGCUCUGCAGUAUGAUGUACAUAACGACCGCCUAUUCACCGCCGGUCGGGACUCCGUGAUCCGGAUUUGGAAUGCACAAAAGCCGAAGGAUUCACUGAUGCAAUGCAUGGAACAUCAUGCUGAUUGGGUGAAUGACAUUGUGUUAUGUUGUGAUGGGAAGAACCUUGAACCGAGGAAUCGGUCGGGUGUGAAUGCUCUGCAGUAUGAUGUACAUAACGACCGCCUAUUCACCGCCGGUCGGGACUCCGUGAUCCGGAUUUGGAAUGCACAAAAGCCGAAGGAUUCACUGAUGCAAUGCAUGGAACAUCAUGCUGAUUGGGUGAAUGACAUUGUGUUAUGUUGUGAUGGGAAGAACCUCAUCUCCGCAUCAAACGACACAACAGUCAAAGUUUGGAAUGCCACCAAGGGCUUUUGUAUGUCCACGUUGCGGACUCACAAGGAUUAUGUUCGUGUGCUUGCUUAUGCUCAGCAUCGUGAAGAGGUUGCCAGUGCUGGUUUGGAUCAUGCAAUUUUUCUGUGGGACGUUCGGACCCUCACAGCCCUAACACCGACAAAUAAUACAGUAACAACGUCGUCGUUCACUGACAAAAAGGAGAGUAUUUAUAGCUUGGCUAUGAAUCCUUCUGGAACCGUGCUCGUUUCCGGUAGUCCUGACAAGUUAAUUCGAGUUUGGGAUCCCCGAGCUUGUCACAAGCUAUUCCAACUGCGUGGUCACGCUGGAAAUGUCCGCGCUCUCAUCGUCCGACCUGAUGGCCAAGAGGUUAUUAGUGCAAGUUCCGAUGGAACCAUCCGCAUAUGGUCUCUGGGAAUGCAGUGCUGCACGGACACUAUUCGCGUCCACUCUCAGGGUGUUUUCACAAUCCAGGUCAAUGAAGCUUUGUGUUCGGCUGGUACGGAUCGGAACAUUUGGGCCACAGAUCUGUCAAAUCCGAAUCGAUCUGUGCUGCUUGGAGAAGAGUCUGAUCCUGUGCUUCGACUUUUGCUCGUCGAAACCCCUUCUAAAUCUUGCCUGUGGACUUCGACGUGUAAUUCGAACGUGAACAGAUGGCCAAUUUCCCCAUCUGGCAUGACUCAGCGCGGCUCUGUGGAGUCGCGAAGUUUUUCCAGCAACUAUGAUCCUCGAGAGUCUAAUCCACCUGGUCCGGCUUUGUCCACUUCAAAUCCUUCUGUUCGUGAGCCGAUUCAUCAGCAUGCACUCAGGGGGCCUUCAACGGAUACCAGUCAUUUGCAUAAAAUGGAAAUGUUGAAGCCAGAUCUUACGAUCCACGGCGGCACUUCUGUUAUCCAGUAUCACGUGUGCUCAGAAAAACGCUUCGUCCUUACCAAGGAUACGGACGCUAACGUGGCUGCCCGUCUUGUAGAGAAGUUGGGUGUCGUGGACUUCGAAAAUGAGAUCAAGAAGCGCGAAAAAUUCAUCUACGUUCCAAACUGGUUCACAGUUGACCUCAAGUGUGGAAUGCCGAUUAUCCAUUUGGAUGAGACAGAUGGCCUCUCGGCCAACAUAACUCUCGCUGAUGCCUGCCUUCUUGAUGAGUUCGAACAGUGCGAUGCGUCGGAUAGCCCAAGUCCGGACACUAAAGUAAAUUAUGGCGUCCUACUUCUUCGUUCUCUCUUUGCCCGUUGGCCAAAAGCAAACGCCUUCGCUAAUUUAGAAAACGCCCGACAUGACCCACUGACGUACAAGGUUCUCGGCGUGCCUGAUCACACUCCAGUGAUUUUAAGCGAGGGAACUGGACGUGCUCUUAUACGCUUCUUAGUACGUGACGCGGCUCCACUAAAUGAACAACUGAUGAUUUGUGACUCCGUGCCGGACUGGAUACGUGAUAUUGUUGUGGACAGACGGAUGCCGAAAUCAACUCGUAUUGAAUUUUUCCUGCUCCCGGGGGUGCGUGAGUACAACGAGAAAGGCCAGUGCAAGAUCGUGCCGCUUGUGUCGAUGAAACGCGACUGUCUUUCAGCGAGUGAUAUUCUACUGAUUCGUAAAGUGAUGGACUACGUUUAUCAACGGCUCGUCAAAUUAGCCGAAGCAUGGACCGAUACGAAUGCAGCUACCACCGGCACUAAUGCAAUGCCUAGUCCUUCUUCUGGCCGCAAUGCAGGAACCUUAUCGUCUUAUGCCAGUGGGGAUCGAUUUGGUCAAGCAUCCAGUGUGUCAUCCAGGCACAUGCUAGUCAACCAUAUGCUCCAUUUAUUCAUGCCCCCUGGAAUGCAAGCUGGGGAUUCACGUGCUGCCACUCGUUCACCCGCUUCUGCUUAUUCGCCCACAGGAAGCUCUGCCGAUCCUCGAGUUCCCCCCAUGGCUCCUUUGGACUUACCGCCAGAAACAUUUCACGCUGACCUCGCUGUAAUUGCUGAGGUUGCCGCAUCCAGUAAUCCGAACCCGGAAGAUAUCGUGGAGAUAUGGUGUGGUGAUCAAUACUUGGACCCGAACAUGAAUCUCCGUAGUGCGCGGCACUUUUGCUGGAAACAGUCAGGCUAUUUACAGCUCACCUAUAUGGUCCGCCAUGAGAAACUCUCUUCCUGACCAUUGUCUUUUAGCUAACGCUCUUGUCACCCGUGCUAACCUAUCCGGUUCGUUCAGGAUCUUUCUCUAUUGCUUCUUCUCCUUUUGAAACUUGACCAUUAACUUAUUUCAGUUCUUGACUAAAUACAUUAAUGUGUGGUUCAAUUUCCUUCCGAAUCCAUUUUCUUUCUUCAUACCGUCCCAAUUGUACAGUCAGUCUAAUUUUAUCAAGACAUUGUUACGUGAUCG